GGGUCAGUCAGCGUCAGUGAGACAGAGGCUGGCGUGCGUGGUGGAGGCGGCAGCUCCCUACCCUCUCACACAUACACACUUGCACACAGACACACACACACGCGCACGCACACGCCAGGCCUAUCUCAGUGUUUGGCGGUGCGUGAGGCUGAGUGUGAAGUGUCGAGCCGUGACGCCGAUAGUCGCUCAGUGUAAGUGCUCGUGUCCCAGCUGCGAGGGAUGAAGAAUUUGCAUCGGCGAAGUGAGAGAAGCACGGGCUGCCUUUUAAGUGCUGAGGGCGGCACCGUGAGAGCUGACUUUGUGCGUGUCAAAAUCUGCACCGAGGCACUAGAAGCUGAGAGAGAGAGAGGAAGAUCCCGCCCAUUCACAACGCUACGAGGACCCAAGCUCAUCCACGCGCCAUCCACCGCUUGGGAAAUCACCCGCCAGCCAAUCCGUCACGUCAGCCGCAAACCAGGAAAUAUAUAGCACUGUUCUCACAAGACGCCAUCAUCAUCCCCUCAUCCCCACGCGCCUCCCGCCAUCACGACACCCAGCACCACUACCUCAGCACCCACGACUUGCCACUCCCUCGAACCAGCUUCCUCGUGAUCCUUUGGCAGGACAAGAGGCGCCUUCCACUGUACCCUAUCUAACACGUGGGAGACAGUGAAGGAGGAAGGAACGCACUGACUCUGCUUCUACCUCAUUGCUACUGGAGGCUAGAGAGGAAGGGGCUACACAGGGAAGAUGAAACUGUGGGUGAUGGUGACGGUGGUGGUUGGGGUGCUGGCGGCGGCGGAGGAGGUGGGGGCUGCCAAAAAACGCUCACGUGCCCACAGGAAACGUCAUAACCGGAGGAAAUUGCACCAGCAGCACCAUGCGGCGGAGGGGGCGGCCGAGGCAAGGGAUGGGGAGCGCGGCGUCACCGUGCGGCCCUGGAAGGGUUGGCGCCGCUGGUGGGAGACUCAGUCCGGGGACGGCCGCGGCCGCCCAUACGGCCACCACCAGCACCUGGUCCGCCCGCGGCCCCUCCCACACGGCUCAGGCAGCUCAGGCUCCGACAGCCACCCGCUGGGAGGCCGUGGCUCAAGGCGACUACCUAACGCCUUGAUCAACGCCAGUCCCGCCCUGGGCGGAUUCUCACAGCUGGGGGGCGGGGCGGCAGGAGUGGGGGGAGCGGCGGGGCAACAGGACCUGGCGACGAUGGACCUCGGAGAGCUGGCGGGCGGCUUGUAUAGCGAGUGGACCAACUGGUCACGCUGCUCCCGACGCUGCAGACAGAGGCGCCGAAGGUCCUGCCGCGUACCCAUCGUGUGCGGGUCAGCCGUGCAAAAGGAGGAGAGGACUUGCUCGGGCGGGCGCUGCGGGAGGCGACCUUUCCACAUCAUACGCCCCGAGGAGUUCUCACGCCAGCCGCCCCGGAACGAUAUGCGUGUCCUGCUCAACUUCAACGCCAUGUUCUAUACCCGCUGGUCUCGCUGGUCGUCCUGCAGUAGGUCUUGUCUCACCCGCAGAUACAGGUCCUGCAAGUACCCGUUGUUCUGCGGCGGCAGCGUGGUGCACGAGGAGGCCUACUGCUACGUGGAGGGCUCCCUCUGCGAGAAGUGGUACCGCCGCAGCCGCCACCCGUCCUCUUCCCGCCGUCGCAAGGUCGCAGACGUGAACACCACGCCCUCUCCCGCCUCGCCACCGCGGCGCCCCGUGGAGGCCUCGCUGCCCCAGAAGUGCGGCGUCAGCAACGUGACGUCUUCUGCGUUAGAUCUCCGCAUCAUCGGCGGCAGGAUGGCGCAGCCCGGGGAGUGGCCGUGGCAGGUGGUCAUCCUUAACCGUUACCACGACGCGUUCUGCGGCGGGACGCUGGUUGCCCCUCGCUGGGUGCUGACGGCGGCUCACUGCGUCAAGAGGAAGCUGUACGUGCGCCUGGGCGAGCACGACCUGGCGGUGCACGAGGGACCCGAGAUAGAGUACAAGGUGGCGCGGUCGGUGGUCCACCCCCACUACGACCCGACCACGGUGGAUAACGACGUGGCGCUGCUGCUGCUGCCGGAGCCCGUGGAGCCCGGGCCGCACGUGUCGCCCGCCUGCGUGCCGGAGCAGGACGCGGAGCUGCCGGUCGGGGAGUCCUGCACCAUCAUCGGCUGGGGAAAGGAGCGCAACACACACUUUUUCGGCACAGACGUACUCAACGAGGCCGAGGUGCCCAUCAUCGACAACAAGAUGUGCGAGGCCGUCUACGAGGACUACUAUAUCACCUCCAACAUGUUCUGCGCGGGGUACAAGCGAGGGCGGGUGGACUCCUGCGCAGGGGACUCGGGCGGCCCGCUGCUGUGCCACCGUCAGGGCCGAUGGCACAUAUACGGCAUCACGUCCUUCGGUGAGGGGUGCGGCAAGAAGGGGAAGUUCGGGAUCUACGCGAGGGUCUCCAACUACAGGACGUGGAUUCAGUCCGUCAUCACCACCAUUCACUCCUGAGCACCCUCUGCUACUGCCUCGCCAUGCAGUCCCUUGUGUCGCCGCGCGAGGGAGGACUAAGACUUUAAAUGAAGUUCACGUCCGCAGUGUACCUAGGCAUCGGUGGUUCAGUGGUGGAAGCAAGUGCGGUACAACUGGCCCCGUGCACGUCCUGACCACCGUAGCAGCUCGUUGUUUGUGUGUUGGAGAGCAUAACUCAGCUUUAGUGAUUGCGUUUGUUUGUUUUGUUUUUGUUGAUUUCGUUUUCUUCAAUCGAGUGGUGUCAAUGUUGAGGUUAUGUUCGAAAGAUGCAACUAUUUAUGCGAGAAAUUCAGGCAUAUUAGAUAUUUGUUUCAGAAUAUCAGGCGAAAAGCCAUGCAUAGAAUUUUCUCCUCGCUGUAAGAGUGCAGGCGUGGAUAUCCCCCGAGGCCUCCUCCGUGAAGGGCAAAGAGAGGCCGUCUGCGGCCCGAGGCGACGAGAUGUGGUCCAGGACCUCCUGACGAGUGGCCCGAUACCUUCCUCCCUUCGUCAGCGUCCCCGUCACCUGAGCACCUGAACGUGACCUGACGAACGUGAUAUAUCACACACACACACACACACACACACACACACACACACACACACACACACACACACACACACACACACACACACACUUACGAAAGAAAUAAUAUAUUUAUAGCUCUAUAUAGCAUUUAUACUUUUUUAUAAUAAAAAUGUAACAAAAUGUGCUGAUAUCACUCAUCAAGGGAUACGAAUGGGAACGGAGCAGGAUGCAGACAAUGUGUUCUGCUUUGGCCCGUGUCACGCCGGAAACGUGAAAGCGUUCGCGGCUGGCUCAGUGCAUAAUUACGGUAAUGAUCUACUCAGUGUCGAUGGCCCACAACGCUAACUCGACACCAUGUGGCCGUGAAGAAGGGAUGGCAGAGGUGGAAAUUUUCGAACGGUCUUCAGGUAAGGCAUUUGUCUUUGAUUCUCAAUGAUGAAAGGACGAAAAAGUCAUCUUAGCAGCUCUUCGUGACUCUUUAGGUACAAUAUUCAUACCGAAAAACCGAAAAACUGUAGAGAUGUAUGACUGAAAAGUGACUUGCGUCAACUAUCCAAACACAUGUAUGUCCGCUUCAGCCGCACGCCAGUUCACUCCUCGGACGUCAGGCUCAGCAUGAAGACACUCGUCCUCCUCCAGCUCUGCUUCGUCAUGCUGCUCGUGUUGCCGCUCUCUGAGGUGGCAGGAGCCCCACUCAAUAAUAUAUUGAACACCGUGACUCCUCCGUGCCCCACUUGUUACACUGAAAGCAACGGGCAGUGCUUCUUUCAGUACUAUAACUUUAAGUGCUGGUUUGGAGGCGGCAUCACCUUGGACAUGGGAUCAUCGUCGUUGGUGAUAUGAGAUUCUUCCGUUUGCCAAUGCCGUGGGAACAGCUAGCUAACGAGAGGCGAGCCAAGUAUAAGUGUCACGUCCACAGAAACAACGCCGAGUUGCAGCCACCGCUUACACCGCCUUCUACAGUAGACUCACCACUACACAGAUAGGAAAUGAGAUCAUGACUACUGAAAUAAAUCAAAUACACUGAGAGCACCAUUCAAAGUGUCACCCCGGGAGCCUCUCCAGUCUCUACAUCAAAAUCCAGUCGCAGCAUUUUUGUGUGCGAACAUGUUUUUCCGCUGCCUGCUGCUGCUGCUGCUGCCGCCCGUGCUGCUGCCCGUGCUGCUGCUGCCAGUGUCUGCCUGUACGUGGGGUAUCUGGAGUGGUUGACUGGUUUCCAUGUAAUGUGGCAGUUGAAUCAGAUUAAACAACCUUCCUUUUGGA
This is a messenger RNA of Eriocheir sinensis (Chinese mitten crab), 4243 nucleotides long. RefSeq names its product vitamin K-dependent protein C-like. The coding region runs from base 730 to 2454 and encodes 574 amino acids. The record is from RefSeq and is a predicted model, not a curated record. The transcript has 13 exons. Gene Ontology annotation, biological process: proteolysis. NCBI's taxonomy places the organism in Eukaryota, Metazoa, Arthropoda, Malacostraca, Decapoda, Varunidae. Gene Ontology annotation, molecular function: serine-type endopeptidase activity.